AUGGAGUUAGCUCUGGCCAUCGUUCCGCAGGUUUGUGUGGUGGGCAGGUAUGAAAAGCCUCCGUGCUCGGAUGGCGAGACACUUGCCACUUUCCGUGGAAGGUCGCUGUGCGUCAGCGACUGCACCGGCGAAGCGACUGAUGCAUCUGCCGAGUGCCCCCAAGACAAGCCGAAGGAUACCUUUGGCAAGCCGGCCUGCUUCAUGGUCCCUGCACCGAAAGGAGACACCAGUCAUCCCAGCAUGCGACAGCGCUAUUGCGGCCUCGAGUGCCGAGGCGACAGCUACUGUCCCCGUGGAAGCAAAUGCACGUUCAUAGACGUGAGUGCGGAAAUCGACGAGUAUGGUGAUGUGAAUCCCCUGGCGCGGAAUUACCCACACCUGAUCUCGGACGACUUGCUGACUGGAGUAUGCACCUACAAGCGCGCCAAAGGGGGCAAAGGAGGGCCGUCUCCUCUGGAGCUGAAAUUCUCCAAGUCCGUUACGCUGUCGAUCCUGAGGCAGCGGGGGAUAAAGCCGCCACCUGACUGGACGCACACUGACCUUUGA
Symbiodinium necroappetens is the source of this 546-nucleotide messenger RNA. The record is from the annotation of a GenBank genome assembly. Lineage: Eukaryota; Dinophyceae; Suessiales; Symbiodiniaceae.